Anopheles maculipalpis is the source of this 664-nucleotide messenger RNA. Its product is annotated as AP2-associated protein kinase 1-like. Gene Ontology annotation, molecular function: ATP binding; protein kinase activity. The transcript has a single exon. Gene Ontology annotation, biological process: protein phosphorylation. The coding region runs from base 11 to 664 and encodes 217 amino acids. Lineage: Eukaryota; Metazoa; Arthropoda; Insecta; Diptera; Culicidae. The record is from RefSeq and is a predicted model, not a curated record.
GCAGAACAGGAUGAAAAAGUUCAUAUCAAAGUUUGAAACGAAAAAUGAACCCACAUCCACCACGGCCAGCAGCAGCAGCCGGGAAACGAACAGUUUCGUCGGCAAAACGUUUAAACUAAGCAAGGAAAACGUCGUUACCGUGGAGGAGGUACUGGCCGAGAGUGGUUUCGCUGUCGUGUUUCUAGUCAAAGGUGCGAAAGGCGAACGGUACGCACUGAAGCGGCUGUACGUAAACAAUGAGUACGAUUUGGGUGUGUGCAAUCGGGAGAUAAAGAUAGCGAGCAAUCUUAGUGGACAUAAGAACAUCAUCGGCUACAUUGACCACAGCAUCAAUGCGAAAGGUAACGGUGUGCACGAGAUACUGCUGCUGAUGCCGUACUGCAAGACGAAUCUGGAUACGCUGAUGAACGGGCGGCUUAGUACGGGCUUUAGCGAGCCGGAAGUGAUGCAAAUAUUUUGUGACGUUGCGGAAGCGGUCGCUCGGUUGCACCAAUGCCAGACACCCAUAAUACAUCGGGAUUUAAAGGUUGAAAACAUCCUGCAAAACGAUCAGGUACACUUUGUGCUAUGUGAUUUCGGUUCUGCUACGGCACGGGUGCUUAAUCCAACGAGCCAUGGGCGUACGAUGGUGGUAGAAGAGAUCCAGAAGUACACGACGCUGUGA